AACAAUGAAUGGGAACCAAUGGCUGCCUGGAAAGGUAGCAGAAAUACACCUACAAAUCUAAAGCAUCAUGGUUUGCAAAAUCGUUAGCUGUGAUGUAGGUGAGUUUUAGAACACACAAACACUGAUAUGGUAUGGAAAAAAAUGCCCAUGUGACACCAGACGAGACAGUUAGUCUGAUGAGUUCACAUUAUCUGGUUUAAUCCCCUAACUUUGAAAUUGACAGGAUUUAUAGCCAAUGUACCUUUUAUCUAAUUAUAUGGUGUCAAAAGUUUUAAAUUACCCAGUACGAGUUUAAAAAGUUCUGUCCUUUGUAUACAUGUUACCAAUCCUUUAUCACUGUAAGUGUCAAGUUGAGUACUGACAAUCCUCACACACACACACACACACAGUCACACACACAGUCACACACACAGUCACACAGAGAGAUACAGGCUGAGGUUAAGAAAACAUAGCCAAGCAUCAGUAUUUUCCAGGGAGUCUCCAUUAUUUCUGGCUUGGGGUCUCUAAUGGUAUUUCAUUGUAAUUGCUAUGAUGUCAGCGUGUCCGCCCUAAUGGCCUUCUAAAAACAACAACAAGGACAGAUUGCUUCCAUUCACUGGUUGUUGUCUGGGCAGAGAGACACCAGAGUCCAGCAGCUCAAACCUCUGCAAGAUCAUCUGAAAAGGAUUCCCAGCAUGCAUCUCCAUCCCCUGUCCCUCUCUUUCCUCUUCCUCCUGGUUUCCGGGGCAGCCGUGGUGUGCGUUGCAGUGACAGCCACGCUCCAUGGUUUCCGAGGCUGCGCGGUGCGAGAGUUCUCUUUUGUGGCCCAGAAGCCUGGCUGCAAGGGACUGCUCAUCACCACAGAGGCCUGCUGGGGGCGCUGUCACACCUGGGAGAAACCUGUACCAGAUCCCCCCUACAUCCAGCGACACCACCGUGUGUGUACGUACAGUCGUACCCGCCACAUGACCGCCCGCCUGCCAGGCUGCCAGCCCGAUGUCUCCCCUCUCUACCACUAUCCCAUGGCUCUGCACUGCCACUGUGCCGUCUGCUCCACACAGGACACAGAGUGUGAGACCUUCUGAUGGGCAGGACACUGCUUUCAGCUAACAGUGUUAUCAACAGUUUUACUGUCAUGAAUGCCACUGAAUAAAAUGAUGAAAUCAA
This is a messenger RNA of Siniperca chuatsi (mandarin fish), 1146 nucleotides long. Its product is annotated as glycoprotein hormone beta-5-like. Gene Ontology annotation, biological process: regulation of thyroid hormone receptor signaling pathway; G protein-coupled receptor signaling pathway. Lineage: Eukaryota; Metazoa; Chordata; Actinopteri; Centrarchiformes; Sinipercidae. Gene Ontology annotation, cellular component: extracellular region; cytoplasm. Bases 675 to 1064 code for a protein of 129 amino acids. The record is from RefSeq and is a predicted model, not a curated record. The transcript has 3 exons. Gene Ontology annotation, molecular function: hormone activity.